UCCAUCCGUCCAACUCCAACCAUCCAUCCAUUUCUAUCCACCUCAGUUUUCAACACCAUUGCCUAACUAAAAAGAAAAUUAAAUUCAUCUACAGUUUCAAACAAAAUAAAUUCCCAAACACCGUAUACGCACGUUCUGUUACACUUUUCUUCUUUGAUCCAUCUAAUUUUCGAUCACCGCCCAGUUCUUGGCUCUUGUUUACACGUUUCUCGAGGCACGUAACAAUUUUUUGUUUAGGAUACGUUUUUUUCUUUUCGUAUGGAUUGGUGUCAGUGACAUUAGUUCCUACUUCUUGUGUUUUUGCUUUUUCUUAAACUGAAUCCUAAAUUUUGGAUUCUGUUAAUGUUGUUGUGAAAAGUUCGCAUCCGAGGCAAAUGGCCUAAAGGGUUACCAGUAGUAGUAGUGUAUUUCUCAAAAGGCCAACAGUGUAUCGUUUCUUGUUUUUUGGGGUUGGGUGGCUUGAGCUGUUCCGUUUCCUUCUUUUGCUUCUGUAAAAGAGGAGAGAAAAGAGAGUGAAACAGUUCUCUCUUUUUGCCUUGGUCAUUUUUCUUUUUUAUAUAAUACACUCACCAAAAGACUACUUUAGCAUGCGAGAGCGGGGGAGAAACGGCGCUGGACAAACAGUUUAGACGAUGCAGAGUGUGAAGCGGAGGCCAAGUAGUAAUACUGGUGCUACUGAUGCAAUUGCUACUAGUCAGCAACAACAGCAGCAGCAGCCAAAGCAGAAAGAAAGACAUAUUGUUUCUUGGUCCCAAGAGGAGGAUGAUAUAUUGAGAGAGCAAAUUAGAAUCCAUGGAACAGAAAAUUGGGCGAUCAUUGCUUCGAAGUUCAAGGAUAAAACAACCAGGCAAUGCAGAAGAAGGUGGUUCACUUAUUUGAACUCUGAUUUCAAGAAAGGUGGGUGGUCACCAGAAGAAGACCUGCUCUUGUGUGAGGCACAGAAAAUAUUUGGCAACAGAUGGACUGAAAUUGCAAAAGUUGUUUCAGGCAGGACUGAUAAUGCCGUGAAGAACCGAUUCUCUACCCUCUGUAAGAAGAGAGCAAAACGUGAAGCCUUAGCGAAAGAGAACAACACUUCAUAUAUCAAUUUGAACAAUAAAAGAGUUAUCUUUCCAAGUGGUCUCAGUACAAAUGGCAUAUCAGAAGCUGCAGGACCCCUUAAGAAGAUGAGGAGAGCCCACAUCCCUGAUCCCACUGAGAGCUGCAACCGCGAAGAAGAGUUAGUUGGCGAAUGCGCAACAAGUAGUCAGUUGCUUAGACCUCCAUUUGCAGUACUAGCUCAAAACAUACACAAAAGUGGAAGCAACUUGUCAACUCAGCAGCAUGGCAAUGAUGUCAAAGAGGCUCCGACUGAUGCCAGCAAUAACAAAAUUCAAGGAACAUUUCUCAAGAAGGAUGAUCCAAAGGUACUCGCAUUGAUGCAACAAGCUGAAUUACUCAGCUCACUUGCUGCAAAAGUUAACGUAGACAGUACGGAUCAGAGCCUUGAAAAUGCCUGGAAGGUUCUUCAGGACUUCUUGAACCAAAAUAAAGAAAGUGAUGAAUUCUGCUUUAGAAUUUCUGACAUGGAUGUUCAACUUGACAUUCUCAAGGACUUGGUUGAGGAUUUACAAGGUAGUUUUGAGGGCAAUCAAGCAUCAUGGAGGCAACCUGACUUAUAUGAAGAGUCCUCAGGCAGCUCUGAGUAUAGUACUGGAUCAACUCUGCCAUCACAUUUACCACUUGAUAAAGUGGAGCAAUGUCAAUCUGAGCUAUGUGCACCAUAUCAGGAUGUCAGACCUGUAUCACAAUCAACUCAUGCAGGUGAUCAGCAUCAGCUUGUUAAAGUUGAAAACACAAUGUUAGGCAGUGAACCUACAGAUAAAGAUGUCAUGCCAGAUUGUGAUGAACUAAAAGCUGAUGGUGUACUUGCUUGCGGGUUUUCAACUACAGAGUUCGGUUCCCCUCUUCAAGAGACUCCACUGUUCCGAACAAUAGCAGCUACUAUUCCCAGCCCAAAAUUUUCAGAAAGUGAAAGGCAUUUCCUAUUGAGAGCACUCGGAAUGGAGUCCACAUCCUUAACUCCUAGCACCAAUCCUUCACAACCUCCAGCCUGCAAAAGGGCUCUCCUUCAAAGCCUAUGACCAAUUUCACUGAUCCAUCUCCCUUGAUUCAGAACCUCCAUCACUGCUUAUUUAGAGUUUUCAGCAAAUGGAGCUUUUUACAUUGACUUUUCAGCUCAUUUUGCUUCCAUAGCAGUCAUAUCGACCUGUGUUUUUGCAGAAGGCCUAUGAGGUUCUGCUUUGCAUUCUAGAAUGUUACGGUACAUUCUAGAUUGCCCUAUGCUUUUUUUUUUCUUUUUACUGAGUAAAUCUAUCUAAUACUCACAUAGACUUCCUGUGUGCUCGAGUAUCGUGUCUAAUUCUUUUGUGUGUUUUGGGACUCGAGUUUUGGUAUUCGAUGUUCCCAUGAGUUUUGGCCUUGAAGAUGCCAAUUGUACAGAACAUACAGUAUAGUUCCCUAGUCAUUAUAGUGUAAGUAGAAAGCGGCACCUCGCCAGAAUUACCCUCUAUAGAGAAGUUUGACAACAUAAGAGGAGAAAAAAAAAAGGAACAAAGGAGGUUCAACCAGUUGUAUUGGACUCUUUGUUUUCAAGGUGUGCAGAGUAUUCCAGAAGUUUUCUUGGUUUUAUA
This is a messenger RNA of Coffea eugenioides, 2672 nucleotides long. RefSeq names its product transcription factor MYB124. Gene Ontology annotation, cellular component: nucleus. NCBI's taxonomy places the organism in Eukaryota, Viridiplantae, Streptophyta, Magnoliopsida, Gentianales, Rubiaceae. Gene Ontology annotation, molecular function: DNA-binding transcription factor activity, RNA polymerase II-specific; RNA polymerase II cis-regulatory region sequence-specific DNA binding. The transcript has 12 exons. The record is from RefSeq and is a predicted model, not a curated record. Gene Ontology annotation, biological process: regulation of DNA-templated transcription. Bases 633 to 2123 code for a protein of 496 amino acids.